AUGAUUUUUGUAUUCAAAUGCGGAUUGCUCCUCCAACCAGUUUGGGCAGUUCCAUCAGCACCCAAGGGAGUGUCCAGUGAAUGGCAGGACGCAUAUCCUGCUGACGGCAGGAUUGGCCUCGGCCAAGCUGAGUGCGAAUCCGUAUCCGAAUCCCAUCCAAAAUGGCCAAUAUCCCAUCAUCCAGUUUCCACAUUGGCAGCAGCAGCAUCGUCAUCAUCAUUAUUAUUAACACUUUCCACGGCCACGGACUCGCCACUUGAACUUCGUUCGGCCGUGGAUCGGGUUGUUCCUCUUAUUGUGUUUUUGUAA
Drosophila elegans is the source of this 309-nucleotide messenger RNA. RefSeq lists its product as uncharacterized. NCBI's taxonomy places the organism in Eukaryota, Metazoa, Arthropoda, Insecta, Diptera, Drosophilidae. The record is from RefSeq and is a predicted model, not a curated record.